UUCCUUUCCUCCAUUCCCAUUUCCAUUUUCCAAUUUCCAUUUCCAAAUAUUCAAAAUGAUGCAGCAGCAGCAGCUGGAAAAGGAAGAUUUUGGAUUAUGCCUCAGCUUGACCUUCCCGGAGAAGAAUCAAAAUCCUCAUCCUCCUCCUAUUCACUUCAAUCUCAUGCCUUCACUCCCGUCCAUCGCCGCCGCCGCUCCGGCGACCGUCGCGCCUCACAAAUCUCUAUGGAACGAGACUUUCUCCUCAUCUAUAGAUCGGAGUUUCGAAACAUGCAGAGACGAUACUAGAUCUUUCCUCAAAGGAAUCGACGUCAAUCGGUUACCGUCUGUCAUAGACUGUGAAGAAGAAGCCGGCGUUUCCUCUCCAAACAGUACUGUAUCCAGCAUUAGCGGAAAGAGAUGCGAGAGACUAGAACCUACCGGCGAUGAUCAUGACGGCGACAGAGAUUUCCGUCAAACUAUCAGCGAUGAAGAAGACGGCGAUCCUUCCAGAAAGAAACUCCGUCUCUCCAAGGACCAAUCCGUCAUUCUUGAAGAGAGCUUCAAAGAACACAACACCUUAAAUCCCAAACAAAAGAUGGCUUUGGCUAAACGGCUUGGGUUAAGGCCACGCCAAGUGGAAGUCUGGUUUCAAAACAGAAGAGCAAGAACUAAGCUGAAGCAGACGGAAGUUGACUGCGAAUUCUUGAAGAGAUGUUGCGAAAAUCUGACGGAAGAGAAUCGGAGGUUGCAAAAAGAAGUUCAAGAGCUUCGAGCUUUGAAAAUGUCUCCACAAUUUUACAUGCAAAUGACUCCUCCCACCACCCUAACCAUGUGUCCUUCAUGUGAGCGCGUGGCUACAGCACCGCCUUCCUCCGCCGCACCGCCGUCGCAAAUCGCUCAUAACCACCAACACCACCACCACCGACCCAUGCCCAUCAAUCUGUGGGCCGCGGCUCCUCCUCCGGCUACUCGGCAAUUUGACGGCUUACGCCCUCGUUCGUAAAUAAGUUGUUUAUUAUAAGGAUAUAAUGGGGAAGAAGAAAGUACUCUCUCUCAUCCCUUUUUAAGGGUUGGGCGGUGGUGGUGGUGUAAAAAAAAGAUAUGGUAGUUGGGGGUUGAGGAUUUGCUGGGUGUGACAUUUUUUUUUAUUUGUUAAAAAGGAAAAAAAAAAGUAGUUUUUUUUUUUACUUAUUACUAGUGGUAUAAAGGAAUCGACAUGAAUGUAAAGGAUAUUUAAUUUCGAACUAAUCAAAGGUUUAUUUAAUUUUGUUUCAA
Impatiens glandulifera is the source of this 1257-nucleotide messenger RNA. Its product is annotated as homeobox-leucine zipper protein HAT4-like. Gene Ontology annotation, biological process: regulation of DNA-templated transcription. The transcript is spliced from 4 exons. Gene Ontology annotation, cellular component: nucleus. The coding region runs from base 56 to 985 and encodes 309 amino acids. The record is from RefSeq and is a predicted model, not a curated record. Gene Ontology annotation, molecular function: DNA-binding transcription factor activity, RNA polymerase II-specific; sequence-specific DNA binding. NCBI's taxonomy places the organism in Eukaryota, Viridiplantae, Streptophyta, Magnoliopsida, Ericales, Balsaminaceae.